Molecule: messenger RNA, 753 nt
Organism: Botrytis sinoallii
Lineage: Eukaryota; Fungi; Ascomycota; Leotiomycetes; Helotiales; Sclerotiniaceae
Exons: 4
Coding region: 1-753 (250 amino acids)
Molecular function (GO): iron ion binding; oxidoreductase activity, acting on single donors with incorporation of molecular oxygen, incorporation of two atoms of oxygen
Source: RefSeq, a predicted model, not a curated record
AUGAUCACCAUGCCAUCAAGCGAGAAAUCAUUGCUCGUGAUCAAAUGGCUUCCGCCUGCCAAAAGAUCUCUCGAUUCUUGCUCUGGAUCGUUAAAACAUCGUCAACUUAACGCGCGAUCCGUUGCUCGUCGUGCAGAAGCUGCUCGUUCUCUCCGUGCCAAGCGCGAUAUCAAGACUUUGCCCAAGAAGUUCCGUCGUGAUCUCGCCACUCUUGAAGUCUACGAAGCUAUCAACCACAACCAAACCGGUGAAACUAUCCGCCAAGACGUUACUGAAGGACAAGCUGGUGUCCCUCUCCAUCUUGAGGUUCAAUACAUCGACAUCACAACAUGCGAGCCCGUUCCCGAGGUCUAUGUCGAUAUCUGGAACGCUAACGCCACUGGUGUCUACGGUGGCAUUAACGUCACUGGAAAUGUCGCCGAUGGUGGUUACGAUUCUACCUUCUUGAGAGCUACCGACUCUGACGGAGUCGCUACCUUCGAUACCAUCUUCCCGGCCAUUAUGAUGGACGUGCUACACAUACCCAUCUCCUCGCUCACUCUAACGUUACCGUCCUUGCAAACAACACUAUUCAAGGAGGCGCCGUUACCCACAUUGGUCAACUUUUCUGGAACGAGGUUCUCCGCAGCGCAGUCGAAGCCACAUACCCAUACAACACCAACACCCAAGCCGUUACCUCCAAUGCUUGAUGACAUGUGGUCCAUCGUCCAAGCCGAGAACGAUUUCGAUCCUUUCCCCGAAUUCAUGUAUUGA